Magnusiomyces paraingens is the source of this 1209-nucleotide messenger RNA. RefSeq lists its product as uncharacterized. The record is from RefSeq and is a predicted model, not a curated record. The transcript has a single exon. Bases 1 to 1209 code for a protein of 402 amino acids. Gene Ontology annotation, molecular function: protein-N-terminal glutamine amidohydrolase activity; protein-N-terminal asparagine amidohydrolase activity. Lineage: Eukaryota; Fungi; Ascomycota; Dipodascomycetes; Dipodascales; Dipodascaceae. Gene Ontology annotation, biological process: protein catabolic process.
AUGGUCAAACUAAACGUCGGAGUUCUUCAACUUAAUCCCAGGAUAGGAAGUGUAAAGGCAAAUAUUGAACAGGCAAAUACUAUACUAGCCAGUCAUGGAUAUCUUACUCCAUUAACAAAUAUAACAAAUGGUGUAAAAUCGCAUGUGCCACGAAGUAAACUCGAUCUUUUAAUUCUUCCUGAGCUCGCAUUUACUGGCUACAACUUUAAGUCACCUCUAGAAAUCAAACCGUAUCUAGAACCUACCACAUCUGGUGUAUCAACGGAAUGGGCUAAGCAAACUUCACGCGCAUUAGGUUGUCAUGUUCUUGUCGGAUAUCCAGAAAAAUAUUUCAAAAAAGUUCAAUCAAUACACGAGACAUCUUUCCCCACAAAUAUAACAUCAAAAAUAUCAAACAAAUUGAGCGGUAAUGAAUUAACACCAACCCUAAAUGAUGACCAUGAUUACACUGUUUAUAAUUCAGCAGUAAUGGUUUCACCAACAGGAUCUGUACUGUUCAAUUAUAGAAAGUCAUUUUUGUAUGAUGCUGAUGAAACAUGGGGCUGCUCUGAGUCUCCUACCAUGAAAAAUGGACCCGAUAGUCCUGACGUUUUUCCUUUAACCGGUAUCAUUAUGAUUGAUCAAAAAAAUGAGACCGGUAGCACGGUUGAUCAAUUAAAUAAUAGAGAAAGUUUACCAAAAAUACCCCUUAAAGUCCAGGUGGGCAUUUGCAUGGAUCUGAACCCUUAUAAAUUUCAAUCUCCAUUUUCAAAUUUUGAAUUUGCGCAUGCUGCUAUACACAAUGAUGCUUCUCUUAUUUUGUGCCCAAUGGCCUGGCUACACAGUAAGUCGCCAGACAUUCCUAAACAAAGUGAAUUUGACGGUACCCCAGAAGCUUACGAUAAACAACGAAAAGAGAAGCUUCAUUCUAUUGAAAACAAUUUCAAUAACGACCCCAGUUCAGCAGAUAUGAGCAAUGUUAAUUACUGGAUACAUCGCAUGUCGCCUUUGUUUCGCGAUGAGUACUUAAGUUCUCGAGAAAAAACAACGUACAAGCAUAAAAAAAUUCUAAUGGCUACAUGUAAUAGAUCGGGAAUUGAAGAUUAUACGGCUUAUGCAGGAUCUAGUAGCAUAUAUGUGUUCAACGAAGACAAAAAGAUUGGUUAUUAUGGAUCACUGGGCCAGGGUGAAGAAUCUUUAAUGGUUUGUGAAGUUGAAGUGGAUGAAUAA